This is a messenger RNA of Ustilaginoidea virens, 2571 nucleotides long. RefSeq lists its product as uncharacterized. The transcript has 6 exons. The record is from RefSeq and is a predicted model, not a curated record. Gene Ontology annotation, biological process: DNA-templated transcription; regulation of DNA-templated transcription. Gene Ontology annotation, cellular component: nucleus. Lineage: Eukaryota; Fungi; Ascomycota; Sordariomycetes; Hypocreales; Clavicipitaceae. Gene Ontology annotation, molecular function: DNA-binding transcription factor activity, RNA polymerase II-specific; DNA binding; zinc ion binding. Bases 1 to 2571 code for a protein of 856 amino acids.
AUGUCCCCGGAGCCACACCCGCUAGACCCUUCUAGCUCCCGUGCCUCGCCUGGCACGGGACCGUUGGCCUGCGUUGCGUGCAGGUCGCGGAAGCUCAGGUGUGACAGGGCAACGCCGUCGUGCGCUCGCUGCCUCAAGGUCGGCGGCGAAUGCGUAUACCCCGAUUCUCGAAGAAGGCCUGCGUUUAAGCGGAGGAACGUGCAGGAGCUUGAGGCCAGACUAGCCCAGGUCGAGAGCUACCUCAAACAAGUAAACAACAGCGCCAAUCACCACUCCGCAAAUGCAGCCUCAUCUUCACACCCGGCCUCGCUUUCGCAGGGUGACUUUGCUCUGCGUGGUCAGGAUGCGCUUGACAUGUCGUCCCAGGAUCCAGCAGGAGGAGCCUUUGCCUUUUCACAUCCUUCACAGCCCCAAGACAAGGAUCCCUUUACGGGCAACGGCCACGGCAACGGCUACGACAAUGGCAACAACGGGGCCCUCCUCGGAUUGGGAUAUUCAGAGACCUUGCCGCCUUUCCAUGUUCAAGAGGAACUACACAACAUCUUCUUUCAAAAGGAGUAUCAUCUCGUUCCCGUCGUCCACUCCGGCCGAUACUAUCAGUCGUUGUAUGCUGGGCCGCUGAGGAAACCGCCAAUGAGCCUCCAGUACGCCAUGUGGGCUCUGGCGGCCAGCGGCCACGCCAAGUACGACCGCUUCGCUCACGUCUUCUACACGAGAGCACGGCAUUACAUCGAAGCCGAUGAAAUGAAGGAUCUCGGAGAACACUUCAUCACAGUUGCCCACGCGCAAGCGUUGUGUAUCUGCGGCUCGUACGAAGCCAAGUGCAUGCUCUUCACGCGAGCAGCUACGACGUGCGCAAAGGCCGUUCGGCUAUGCCAGAUGAUGGGGCUCGAUCGACUCGACGGCGGAUGCCAUCACCUCCCCCCGUCUCUUGCACCUCACUCCACGUGGGAAGAACUGGAGGAGCGGCGAAGAGUGUUUUGGGGUAUCUUUGCCAUGGACUCUUUUUCCAGCAUAUCUACGGGCUGGCCUACAUUGAUCAAUCCCGACGAUAUUACGACGCGACUGCCAGCGUCAGAAGAGGCUUUUGCCUCCGGCCAAGAGGAACCAGCACCCUUUAUGGACGACGUCUUCACCGGCUCUAGUUACAGUGCCUUUGCUAGCACCCUUCUCAUCAGUCAGAUAUUCCGCAGCAUAAUCAAGCACAUGCACAGCUGCAAGCCCGACGACUUGCCUGAGGAUGUGACGCGAGGCCCCUACUGGAGGCGGCAUCGCGACCUUGAUAACAAACUGUCGACCGUCUUUAUGUUCCUCCCUGCCAAGUUCCGCUUUCCGAGAUCCUUGCGCGACCCCGGCGCCAUCCACCUCAAUCUCAACCUGCACGCUGCAGUCAUCAUUCUUCACCACGCUGCUCUGGACAAGGCAGAGCUGCAUGACUUGGCAGACGACGUCGUGGACUUUAGUCUUGGUCGCUUGAAAGCUUCCGCAGAAGAAAUUGUCCACAUACUAAAAAUGUCCACGUCCACAUACAUUUUUAAAAGCCCCUUGUGCGCCUUGGCCUUGUAUUGCUGCACGACCGUGUACGUUUACCUGGGCAAGAGAAACCCCGUAAGCGGCCUCACGGCGACGGACAAGUCGAACCUGGAAGUGGUGAUGCAAGCCAUGGAAGCCUUUGCACGCAAGUUCCAAAUCACUUGCGGUUUUAUCCAGCAAGCCUGCAUAGACAUUGAGAGAAACAAUCUGACGUCGCUGCUCAAGUUUCCGUGGCUCGAAAAGUACUUGGCUGGUGCUUCCGGCUCCCACAUACCGCUCAUCACGAGAAGCUCAGUCUCAAAACACACCGACAUCAUUCCGGUCCUGCCGGGAAGGCUCCCGCUCAACAAUCCCGAAGGAAAGAUACUGGGCACCCUCUUGGAUGCGGACAAGGACGACCCUCCUCGUCCCUUCGAGGAACCGAUCAACAACGACUGCUUCCAGCCCGUCCUCGGUGCGGCGACCCGGGCCGGACCCGUCAGCCCGACAGUCGGCGGCAUGUCUCGAGGGAGAACGGCGACGAGCCCUGGCGUCAGCCCCGACGCUGGGAUGCCACCAAACGCCAUGCCCGGGGGAAAGGCGGGCCAAGGCCUCGCCUGCGCGGCGCACCAGGCCACGGCAAUGCUCAACGGCAACGGCACUUCCGGUUUAGGCAUCUGCGACCGCUUGGCGGACGCCUCCUGUGUGCUGCCCGACCGCAACCACCCCUCAACGGUGCCUCAGCCUGGUGCCUACCGCCUGGACGAUGAAGGCCCCGGAGCCGCGUUUCCGGCAGGUUCGCACUCGACGACGCCCGCCGGACUCGGAAACACUCGCGAGGAAAACCGCAUAGAUUUGCGGGACCUCCAGGAGCGAAUGGCGGCUCAUCUCUGGCCAGCCGCGCAAGCGCAGCCCAUGCACGACGCCAUCUUCACGUCGUCUGUUGCAGAAACGCUCUUCAACAUGGCCGGCUUGCAAGGCAACAUUGAGAAGACCGCCGUGUCGUCUUGGGAUAGCACCUUGGAUGAGCCGAUGGCAUGGCGGAGCGACAUGCCGUGA